AUGAUCCCUAAAAUUACCAAUUUUGGAAGAUGUAAGCAUCUCCAUGCAGAGAAUAAUGCUGAAGGCAGUAUCUCCGACCCAGGGGUGAUCCCUGCAGAUUUUGAGUGGUAUCCAAUAGAAAUUCUUCUGGAUUUGGAUCAUCCAUACAUCUGUUGUAAAACUAGCAGCUACAUGCUAGCAAUGCUCUGCUGGCAAAUGUUCAAUGAAAUGAGUCCAAAGGAUAGAAGAAGGCCUUUUGGUU
This is a messenger RNA of Lingula anatina, 241 nucleotides long. RefSeq lists its product as uncharacterized. Gene Ontology annotation, biological process: protein phosphorylation; signal transduction. Gene Ontology annotation, molecular function: ATP binding; protein kinase activity. The record is from RefSeq and is a predicted model, not a curated record. NCBI's taxonomy places the organism in Eukaryota, Metazoa, Brachiopoda, Lingulata, Lingulida, Lingulidae.